AUGGCCAAGCUCACUUUGCUCACCGGUCUGGUCCUGCUGCUGAAUGCACAGCUAGGCUCUGCCUAUAUCCUCUCCUGCUACUUCACCAACUGGGCCCAGUACAGGCCUGGCCUGGGCAAGUACACCCCUGAGAAUGUGGACCCCUGCCUGUGCAACCACCUGAUCUAUGCCUUCGCUGGGAUGGCCAACAACGAGAUCACCACCUACGAGUGGAACGAUGAGACCCUCUACAAGUCCUUCAACGGCCUGAAGAACCAGAACAAGAACCUGAAGACCCUCCUGGCCAUCGGGGGAUGGAACUUCGGGACAGAGAAGUUCUCCACCAUGGUCUCCACCCCCCAGAACCGUCAGACCUUCAUCAAGUCUGUCAUCAGGUUCCUGAGGCAGUACCAGUUUGAUGGGCUGGACCUCGACUGGGAGUACCCUGGCUCCAGGGGCAGCCCAGCCCAGGACAAGGCUCUCUUCACCGUGCUGGUGAAGGAAAUGGUGGCAGCCUUUGAGCAGGAAGCCAAAGAGGUCAACAAGCCCAGGCUCAUGGUCACAGCUGCCGUUGCUGCAGGGCUCUCCACCAUCCAGGCUGGCUACGAGAUUGCUGAGCUUGGCAAGUACCUGGACUACAUCCACGUCAUGACCUACGACUUCUCCAGCGCCUACGACGGCCGCACGGGGGAGAACAGUCCCCUGCACAACACUGCCAACAGGCAGUUCAGUGUUGAGUAUGCCAUGAGCUACUGGAGGGACAGCGGAGCCCCAGCUCAGAAGCUGCUCGUUGGCUUCCCGACCUAUGGCCACAGCUUCACCCUCCAGAACCCUUCCAACACUGCUGUUGGGGCUCCCACAACAGGGCCUGGCCCAGCUGGACCCUACACUGGGGAGGAUGGGCUCCUGGCUUACUAUGAGAUCUGCACAAUCCUUGACUCUGGAGCCACCCAGGCUUGGGAUGCCUCCCAGGACGUGCCCUAUGCCUACAAGGGCAGCCAGUGGGUUGGCUAUGACAACACCAAGAGCUUCAGCCUCAAGGUGGACUGGCUGAAGAAGAACAACUUUGGAGGUGCCAUGGUUUGGACCAUUGACCUGGAUGACUUCACUGGCACCUUCUGCAAGCAGGGCAAAUAUCCUCUGAUCAGCACCCUGAAGAAUGGCCUGGGGCUGAGGGGCUGCAGCAGCUACUGAGCAGCCAG
This is a messenger RNA of Dryobates pubescens (Downy woodpecker), 1181 nucleotides long. RefSeq names its product acidic mammalian chitinase. Bases 1 to 1173 code for a protein of 390 amino acids. The record is from RefSeq and is a predicted model, not a curated record. Gene Ontology annotation, molecular function: chitin binding; chitinase activity. Gene Ontology annotation, biological process: chitin catabolic process; carbohydrate metabolic process. The transcript has 11 exons. Gene Ontology annotation, cellular component: extracellular region. NCBI's taxonomy places the organism in Eukaryota, Metazoa, Chordata, Aves, Piciformes, Picidae.